AUGACGAAGGGUACCUCCAGCUUUGGUAAGCGUCACAACAAGACGCACACUCUCUGCCGACGAUGCGGCCGUCGCUCUCUGCACGUCCAGAAGCAUGAGUGUGCCUCUUGCGGAUACCCUGCCGCCAAGAUGCGCAAGUACAACUGGAGCGAGAAGGCCAAGCGGAGAAGGACCGUCGGCACUGGCCGCACCCGCUACCUCAAGGACGUUUCCCGACGAUUCAAGAACGGCUUCCAGACCGGCGCCCCCAAGAACGCCAGGGUUGGCAAGAAGUCCGCUGAGCAGGAAUCUUAA
Messenger RNA from Trichoderma breve, 294 nucleotides. Its product is annotated as ribosomal protein l37e domain-containing protein. The transcript has 4 exons. Bases 1 to 294 code for a protein of 97 amino acids. The record is from RefSeq and is a predicted model, not a curated record. Lineage: Eukaryota; Fungi; Ascomycota; Sordariomycetes; Hypocreales; Hypocreaceae. Gene Ontology annotation, biological process: translation. Gene Ontology annotation, molecular function: RNA binding; structural constituent of ribosome. Gene Ontology annotation, cellular component: cytosolic large ribosomal subunit; ribosome.